Haliotis rubra (blacklip abalone) is the source of this 536-nucleotide messenger RNA. RefSeq lists its product as uncharacterized. The record is from RefSeq and is a predicted model, not a curated record. The coding region runs from base 68 to 457 and encodes 129 amino acids. Lineage: Eukaryota; Metazoa; Mollusca; Gastropoda; Lepetellida; Haliotidae. The transcript is spliced from 5 exons.
CCCACCUUGUAGAUAUAGCCAACACCGACCCGCCACCGUCAGUCAUAGGUUUACUCCAAGGUUUGCCAUGCUCUCCAAUAACGUGGUGGAAGUUUUCGUGUUCUGGAUUUAUCUGGUUGAUAUCUCUGUAUCAGCUCCAGCUCUAGUCCAGCGAGACAUCUGUGCUGACCACCUCUCUUUCUGCAAGGACUUCGAGGGCUGGGGGUGUGGCGGCCAGUACGAGGAAUGGGCAAGCUAUAACUGUGCCAAAACAUGUGGAUAUUGUGACAAGAAAGGAUUCGUUAUUCCGCACUUUCCGUACACUGUAACGCAACCUGUGCCCAGUCAACAAUGCGUUGACGAAAUCCCCAACUGUAAGGAAUACGGCCAGUCAGUUUGUACCGACAGCCAAUACAAAACGUGGGUUCAGGAUAACUGUGCUUCCUAUUGCAACCUUUGUGAUCUGGUGACUGACUGAGCAAAGAUUGGAGCAGUGAGGCAUCGGGAUUCCCUGUACAUAACUCUUAGUCGGUACAAUAAAACUGCCGUUCAUCGAG